This is a messenger RNA of Zea mays, 1340 nucleotides long. RefSeq names its product glossy 8. The record is from RefSeq and is marked provisional. Gene Ontology annotation, molecular function: ketoreductase activity. Lineage: Eukaryota; Viridiplantae; Streptophyta; Magnoliopsida; Poales; Poaceae. Gene Ontology annotation, cellular component: endoplasmic reticulum. Bases 129 to 1109 code for a protein of 326 amino acids. The transcript is spliced from 3 exons.
GUCAUGCCCCUUAUAAGCUCGACACAGGGGCAGGCACACCGCACAGCACCGCACCGCACUGCAUCGGUCGCCAGCCGAGCCGAGCCGAGCCCUGCUCUCUCCUCCAGCUCCCCAAAUCACACUCCGCCAUGGCCGGCACGUGCGCUCACGUCGAGUUCCUCCGCGCGCAGCCGGCGUGGGCGCUGGCGCUGGCCGCGGUGGGCCUGCUCGUGGCCGUGCGCGCCGCCGCCCGCUUCGCGCUCUGGGUCUACGCCGCGUUCCUCCGCCCGGGCAAGCCCCUGCGCCGCCGCUACGGCGCCUGGGCCGUCGUGACGGGCGCCACCGACGGCAUCGGCCGCGCCGUCGCCUUCCGCCUCGCCGCGUCCGGGCUCGGGCUCGUCCUCGUCGGCCGCAACCAGGAGAAGCUGGCCGCCGUCGCCGCCGAGAUCAAGGCCAGGCACCCCAAGGUCCCCGAGGUGCGGACUUUCGUGCUCGACUUCGCCGGCGAGGGGCUGGCCGCCGCCGUCGAGGCGCUCAAGGACUCCAUCCGGGGCCUCGACGUCGGCGUGCUCGUCAACAACGCCGGCGUGUCCUACCCGUACGCGCGCUACUUCCACGAGGUGGACGAGGAGCUGAUGCGCACCCUCAUCCGGGUCAACGUCGAGGGCGUCACGCGUGUCACGCACGCCGUGCUGCCGGCCAUGGUCGAGAGGAAGCGCGGCGCCAUUGUCAACAUCGGCUCCGGCGCCGCCUCCGUCGUGCCUUCUGAUCCGCUCUACUCCGUCUACGCCGCUACCAAAGCGUAUGUUGACCAAUUCUCAAGAUGCCUCUAUGUUGAGUACAAGAGCAAGGGUAUUGAUGUGCAAUGCCAGGUGCCCUUAUACGUGGCGACAAAGAUGGCAUCCAUCAGGAAGUCUUCCUUCAUGGUCCCAUCUGCUGACACCUAUGCUCGUGCUGCCGUUCGUCACAUUGGAUACGAGCCUAGGUGCACACCAUACUGGCCACACUCUGUCGUGUGGUUCUUGAUCUCCAUUCUUCCCGAGUCCCUUAUCGACAGCGUGCGCCUGGGCAUGUGCAUUAAGAUCCGCAAGAAGGGGCUGGCCAAGGACGCCAAGAAGAAGGCGCUGUGAUUGAUGUUUCAGAAUGCAUGUUCAGAUUCGCACAUUUCCUCAUCACCUGUAGUAGACACGUGCCUUGCUGUAGUCACUUUAUUAGCUACCAUUACCUCCUGAGUCUGUUAAGAAUCGAGAAUGUCAUUGUUCCAUCCGCGGUUAUGAUGAUGAAAAAUACGAUUCUUCAAUUCAAAAUGUAACACUAAUACGAGUAAUGAUGCAUGAAAUUAACUUGAAGAAGUUGUGCAA